Molecule: messenger RNA, 1232 nt
Organism: Neltuma alba
Lineage: Eukaryota; Viridiplantae; Streptophyta; Magnoliopsida; Fabales; Fabaceae
Exons: 2
Coding region: 68-1210 (380 amino acids)
Biological process (GO): regulation of DNA-templated transcription
Molecular function (GO): double-stranded DNA binding
Source: RefSeq, a predicted model, not a curated record
UCUUCUCCUAUCUCGCUGCUGCCUGUGCUAUCAAAUUUCACCUUCUUGUGAAUUCGACUGCAAAACCAUGUUCUACUCGAAGCAUUUUACAAGAACCCUAUCAAUUCGCUCACUCUAUAAUCUUUUUCAACAUCAUUCAUCGUCAACUUUCCCUCCUAUGUACAGCACAGCCGCAUCUACACCCACUUCAGAGCAAACGUCUUUCACAAUGAACUACCUCAUUAGCAAAUGUAGAUUCUCCCGAAAAACUGCAUCGGUGAUUUCCCAGCGCAUCUCUCUCAAGUCAUCAGAAAAAGCGGACUGCGUUCUCUCUCUUUUUAAAACAUGUGGUUUACGCGAGUCACAGAUUCACAUUGUCAUCAAGAAAGCGCCGAAAUUACUUCUGAGUGAUCCUAUGAAGACCAUUUGGCCUAAGCUUGAGUUCUUAAUGUCCAAAGGUGCGUCUGUCCCUGAACUUGUCAACAUUGUGAUCAGAAGCCCCCGGUUCUUAUUGAGAAGCUUAAAAAAUCAUUUAAUUCCUAGUUAUAAUUUUGUUAAGGGCUUUGUUGGGUCUGAUAAAAGGUGUAUCGCCUCAAUCAUGCGGAGUCAUAGAGUAAUUUAUUGUGAUUCCCUGGAAACUAACAUUCAACUCUUGCUUGACAUUGGAGUGCCCAAAUCUCGCAUUGCUGCAUAUCUUCAUUCGUGGCCUAGCCUGCUUGCUAUGAGUUCAGGUAGAAUUAGAGUGGAAGUUGAGGGAUUAAAGGAUAGAGGUUUUGACCCUUCGAAAGCAAAUUUCAUUCCUGGAUUGUAUGCCAAAUGUAAGUUAAGCAAAAGCACUUGGAAUAGCAAGGUUGGAUUCUAUAAGAACUGGGGUUGGUCUCAAGAAGAGUUUGAUAAAGCAUUUGUACUCCAUCCUCAUUUUAUGUUUAAGUCUGUAUGUAAGAUUAAGGCAGUGAUGGAGUUUUUUGUGAAUGACAUGGGUUGCGACUCUAGUCUGCUUGCCCGUUAUCCCAUACUUUUUUCAAUGCAUUUGAAGGGAAGAAUCAUUCCAAGGGCUUAUAUCUUGCGACGUAUUCAUUCAAGAGGUUUAAUUAAGAAUGCCUGUAUCGUAUAUCCUUAUCAUAUCAAGGAAAAGAUGUUCCUUGAGAAAUAUGUUACUCGUUUUGAGAAUGAAGCUCCUGGAUUAUUGAAGUUGUAUCAAGAGACAAUGCAGUCUUCAAGAAAGACUUAAAUCUGAUUUCAUUCAUUCUCUA